UGCUCUUCCAACCGGCAGACGGCAGUAGAGAGCGGAAGAAGAAACAGAAGAAGAAACAGAAGAAGAAGACAAGCUGUGUUGUUUUUCUGACGUCACUUCCUGUCAGCUACAGCGUGUUGCGUGCUUACAAAAAGGAAAAUGGCAGCAGAGAGCAGAACAGAGGACUAUCCUGACGAGAUAGACGAACAGCUCACAGGCUUUGACGCCUCAGUUUCUUCUGUCAAAACCAUGUUGGGAAAGUUGAUGGCGAUGCCAAGGAACGACCUGCUGCAAAAGCUGGACCCUUUGGAUCAAGCCAAGCUGGAUCUGAUGUCUGUCUACACCCUUAAUUCAUUAUUCUGGAUGUACUUGGUUACACAAGGAAUAAAUCCCAGAGAACAUGCAAUCAAACAGGAAUUGGAGCGAAUAAGGACAUACAUGAACAAAGUGAAAGAGAUUACAGACCGGAAGAAAGCUGCCCGUCUGGAUAAGGGGGCUGCUGCACGCUUCCUCAGGAGUGCUCUCUAUGAGCCAGACGAAAAAGAUUAUAGAAAAAAAGCAGCAGCCAAAAAAGCGGCAGACACAAAACCUGCCACCCCCCAGUCAAAGCGUCCGAAGCAGAGCUGAAGUCGGGGAGGAGCUGCACCGUGCGGUCCCGCUGCAAUUUGCACCACCUUUUGGGGACAACAAACAUUUCUUGCUCACAAGGAAACAAAGCGACUUCUAAAGUUGUGUUACGGGGCAUCAUACAAGACAACACGAGACGCAUGCAGCGAAACACACGUUGGUGUUUCAGGUUAUAAGAGCCGGUCAGUAAAUGUUGCUGGAUGCACCCAAAACACAAGAUUACUGCCGUCUACGAUGCACCGUCUCAGGUUCUGCUGAACGUCGAUUAGAUUCAAGGCUGCAAUGUUACUUCAUUUAUUCAGAAUUCCAAAACCAUGAAAACAUUUUUAAUUUAGAAAGUCAAUUGGAUCCAUUGAGGUUUUGAAAUGUCGUUUCUGAUAGUUUGGUUCCUUUUAGAGAAAUCAAUAUUUCUCUUGUUUUUUUAAAUGUGACUCCAUGAAUCACAAGUUGUUUUUUAAAAAUGUUUUUACACACGUGCAAUGUGUCAAACAUGUAAAGUGUUUUUGGUGAUGUGUUGCUUUUAUGAUUGACUUGUGCAUAAAAAGAUAUUACUCACCAAA
This is a messenger RNA of Cottoperca gobio, 1166 nucleotides long. It is a transcript of the gene c1d, whose product is annotated as C1D nuclear receptor corepressor. The transcript has 5 exons. The record is from RefSeq and is a predicted model, not a curated record. NCBI's taxonomy places the organism in Eukaryota, Metazoa, Chordata, Actinopteri, Perciformes, Bovichtidae. The coding region runs from base 139 to 606 and encodes 155 amino acids. Gene Ontology annotation, biological process: regulation of gene expression; maturation of 5.8S rRNA. Gene Ontology annotation, cellular component: exosome (RNase complex); nucleolus. Gene Ontology annotation, molecular function: RNA binding; DNA binding.